AUCUAGCCAUCCUCCUCUCGUCGCAAACCGGAUCGAACGAACUUCGUUCCCUAUACGAUGUUCGGCUCUCGCGGCUCGAUGGCCAUGACGGCAGCAGGCAUCUUCCACCAUACCCCUCAUCGACUCGCACUACCCGCUGCAGCUCGUCAAUCCCUCGUCUCUUCGUCCCGACCGAUCUCCAAGGCAUCGACCUCGCCUCUCCUGGCCCUCCGAUCGAGAUUCAGCACGUCCACUGACCGGCCUCGACCCCUGUUCGCGGGCAACCCGUUGCUCUCCUCGUCUUCCCGUUCUCUGCGUCAACCAUUCUUCACCCCUCACAACCACCACCAACACCUCUUGCGUCAAACCCGGUCUCUCUCGCUACCCACCUUUCCGCGUUUCAUCCCCGAGAACUACAAAUGGACGGGCUUUUUUGUCCGAUUUAUCGUAUCCACCUUUUUCGGAGUCAUCGCUAUCGGCGGGAUCAUCCUCUUGCACGACUCGUUGACUUAUAGCGAACGACACGUCGAUCGGGUCCCUGCUCACGGAUUGGCUCUGAACCCUCGGGUUGGGGGGCCCAAGAACUUGCCUAUUAUCGAGAGGGACCUGGCGGAUCAGGAGGACGAGUUUACGGCUGCGCUUGUGGAUAAGCCUCAUCUCGUCAUCGUCGGUGGAGGAUGGGGUGCCGUCGGCGUGCUCAAGGAUCUCCCUGUAGGACAAUACAACGUAACCCUGAUCUCGCCCGACAACUUCAACCUCUUCACCCCGUUGUUACCUUCUGCGUGCGUAGGGACGGUCGAACCCCGAACCCUGGUCGAACCUCUCCGAAAGAUCAUCGCCCGUGUUCGUGGACAUUACAUGACCGGUUGGGCCGUGGAUGUGGACAUGAGCGAACGGUUGCUCGAGGUCGAGGUCUUCAAGGACAAUGAUGGCGGGAAGAUGAGGUGUUAUGUGCCUUAUGACAAGCUGAUCAUCGCCGUCGGCUCGUCCACCAACACGCACGGUGUCCCCGGUCUCGAACACUGUUUCCAACUCAAGACUAUCCCUGAUGCUCAAGCUAUCCGUCGUCGAAUUAUGACCAACCUCGAACUCGCUUCUCUGCCUACCACUACCCCGGUCGAGAGGAAGAAACUCUUGUCGUUCGUCGUCUGUGGAGGAGGUCCUACCGGUGUCGAGUUCGCUGCCGAAUUGGCGGAUAUGAUGUCCGAGGACGUCUUGUCCUACUUCCCCAAGUUGUUGAGGAGCGAGAUGAGCGUCAAGGUCAUCCAGAGCCGAGAUCACAUUCUGAACACGUAUUCCGAGAAGAUUUCCGAGUUUGCCGAGAAACGUUUCGAGAGGCAGGAUAUCGAGGUCGUCAAGAACGCUCGUGUCAAGGAAGUCUUCCCGGACAAAGUCAUCGUCACGCUCAAAGAUCCCAAGGACAAGGACUCUAAGCCUGUCGAGAGGGAGAUUCCUGCUGGAUUCGUCCUUUGGAGUACCGGUAUCGCUAUGAACCCUUUCGUGCGGACCUUGGUCAACAAAUUGCCUAACCAGUCUCACAAGAAGGCCAUCGUUGUGGACGAGCACUUGCGUGUCAAGGGUUCUCCCCUGGGAACCGUCUACUGUAUCGGAGAUGCUGCUACGGUCGAAACCAACCUCGUUGAUCAUCUCGUCGAGCUCUUUGACAACUUUGACAGCGACAAGGACAGCAAAUUGAGCUACCAGGAGUGGGAAAAAAUGGCCAAGACGAUCAAGAAGAAUUAUCCCCUUGCCGGCGCUCAAUUUACGAAAGUAAAGGAAAUUUUCCAGGCUUACGACACGGACAAGGACAACGUCAUUACGUUGAACGAGUGUGCUCAAGCCUUCUACGAGAUUGGUCGCAAGGUUACCUCGUUGCCAGCCACCGCACAAGUUGCCGCUCAGCAGGGAACAUAUCUCGGGAAAAAGUUCAGCUCGCUUUCAAAGCACCUCAAGGCCUUGGAGGCCAACGAGAUGCCUGACCAGCCCGAUGAGGCUUAUGCCAAACCUUUCUCUUACAACCAUUUGGGAUCUCUGGCCUAUGUUGGAAACUCGGCCGUCUUUGACUUUGGCGGUUACUCGUUUGCUGGUGGCUUGGUUGCGAUGUACGCCUGGAGAUCUGUCUACUGGUCGGAGCAAUCCUCUGUUCGAACCAAGGUCUUGCUAAUGAUCGACUGGAUCAAGCGAGGUAUCUUCGGUCGGGAUCUCUCCAAGUUCUGAUUCCUCGAUGAUGAGAGUGAGCGAGCGCAGUAUUGCGUCAAAACUGUAUACAAACGAGCCUUCUGGGCAUUGUAUAGGAAAUACAUAUAGAUAGAACCAGU
Molecule: messenger RNA, 2297 nt
Organism: Filobasidium floriforme
Lineage: Eukaryota; Fungi; Basidiomycota; Tremellomycetes; Filobasidiales; Filobasidiaceae
Product: putative 64 kDa mitochondrial NADH dehydrogenase
Exons: 17
Coding region: 58-2196 (712 amino acids)
Molecular function (GO): calcium ion binding; NADH dehydrogenase activity
Source: RefSeq, a predicted model, not a curated record